Messenger RNA from Colletotrichum karsti, 1755 nucleotides. RefSeq lists its product as uncharacterized. The transcript has 3 exons. Gene Ontology annotation, molecular function: protein phosphatase regulator activity. Gene Ontology annotation, biological process: protein dephosphorylation. Gene Ontology annotation, cellular component: cytoplasm; protein phosphatase 4 complex; nucleus. The coding region runs from base 1 to 1755 and encodes 584 amino acids. The record is from RefSeq and is a predicted model, not a curated record. Lineage: Eukaryota; Fungi; Ascomycota; Sordariomycetes; Glomerellales; Glomerellaceae.
AUGGAUAUCGAGGUUGACGAGGACCUUCUGCGGACGGUCGCCUCGGGUGGUCAGAUGGACUACGGUCUAUGGCCUGCCCUGUCGCAAGGAAUCAUCACAAGGCUCGAUAAGAUCGCUCACAAUGAUUUUCCUAUCCCGAACCUGCCACCCCCACGUCAACGCAUUAACCCACCAGACCAACACCCACAACCGCCGCUCCUCUCCUCGUCCGGCCCCCCCGACACCGUCGGCGAUCCCUCGUCACAGGACGCAGACAAGGAAAACGCCCAGCCGAAAUCAUCGACAACGUCACCUACUGCCGCCGACGGCGAGCGCGAUGCGACGACUGCCGCACCCUUGGCCCCGGGCUCCCUGCCGGCCCAAAUCGAGGCGAUGCUCACCGAGAUCAACGCCGUCCUCGCGACCUUCCCAAAGUACCCCCCGCACACGAUUCAGCGCCUCGCCGAGCUCGUCAUCGAGCCCCGCCGACAUUACCGCCAACUGGCCUCAUAUCUCCACGCCGUCGACCGCGUCGUCCACGUCACGUCCGGCGCCAACGUCUACCCCCUCCCGCCUGCCGUCCCCGACGUGUCCGCCAUGACGCUCCUCUCCAACGGCACAAUCGCCAACGGCGGCGGCAGCAGCAGCGGCGGUUCCUCUUCCCCGCAGGACCCGGCCGCCGCCGUCUCCUGGGGCAACACGGCCAACUCGGCCGCCUCGACGAUAGGGACGGACGAGGCCCUCGGCGGCGCACUACUAACCCCCAUUCCCUGGCUCACACGCCGGCCGUCGCCGGGCUCCGCCUCCCCGGCCUCCUCGGGCGGCGGCAGCAGCAACAACGGCCCCGCCGAGAUCCGCACCGAGUCGACGGAGACCAUCGACGGUCCCAACGGCGUCGGCAGCAUCGAGACCGUCAGCGUCAGCGUCAACGGCAUCCCGUCCAUGGGCGCCGCCAUGAGCCACAUCAACACAGCAGCCGGCCCAGCGGGUCGCGGCAUAACGCAAGGUGAGUUACUGCGACAGGAGCAGGAGCAGGGCGUCGUUCCAGUCAACCAACUCGUGCGACAAACAGAAGAAGCACAACUGCACGCCGCCGCCCUCCGCGCCGCCGGCGGUGCUGGUAACGGUGGGAGUGACGGCGGCAAUGCAGACAGCCCCGAGAGACAGCAGCAGCAGCAGCAGCAGCAGUUGUCCCCGGACGCUGCCGCCGCCGCCGCCGCCGCCACGGCUGAAGACGAGACCGAGACCCCGCACGCUCGCGGGCCUGAAGAGAUCGGCGUCGACGACCUCGGUCCGCAGAGCGUCACCACGAGCUUCGUCGGCGGUCCGGGCGUCGAGAUGCAGGGCAUCGACGUCGAGGCCGCGGUCGGUCGCAAGGCCGAGCCGCCCGCGUCGUCGUCGCCCGACGCGGAGGACUCCCACACCGAGGACGCCUCGUCGGUCACGAUGGACGCGGACACGGCCGACGACGACGCCGCCUCGGAGACGAGCACCACGUCGCACGCCAAGCGCGACGCGAACGAGGAGUUGGAGGAGGGCCUCGCGAGCAAGAAGAUCAAGGAGGACGAGGGCGACGUCGCCACCGCGGGCGAAGACGCGGACGUCGUGAAGAAGGAAGAAGAGGAGGUCAAGGUCGAGGAUGCCGAGGCGCCCAAGGCCGAGCCCGAGGACGAGGAGAUGAAGAUGGAGGAGGUCAAGGAGGAAGACGAGAAGAAGCCGUUGGCGGAGGAGGAGGAGAAGAAGACGAGGACCGCUCCCCCGGCCGGGAUCGAGUGA